Messenger RNA from Helobdella robusta, 1509 nucleotides. RefSeq lists its product as hypothetical. Lineage: Eukaryota; Metazoa; Annelida; Clitellata; Rhynchobdellida; Glossiphoniidae. The record is from RefSeq and is a predicted model, not a curated record. The coding region runs from base 1 to 1509 and encodes 502 amino acids. The transcript is spliced from 7 exons.
AUGAAAGAUAAUGCGUGCGUGUGCCAUGGUGUAGAGGGUAAGGCGCCUGGCACGACUUUAGCCGUGACAGAGUUCGGAUGCAGGGAGAUCCCUGACUACCACAUGCAAGCAACACAUUUUCAAAGUAGUUCUUCCCAUCGAGACGAACCCAAACUCAUCCAUGUAUACAUUCCAAAAGUGCAAGAUUACAUUGAAAACCUCAAAAAGACCAUCACAUUAACAAGCCCAGCCAUGCCUGCGAGCAAGAACGACCACCAGAUGACACUAAUAACACUAUACAUCAUCACAAUAACCUACCCGCCUUCUUUUAAAACUUCAGAUGGUGUCGAAACGGGCAUUGUUGGGAUUUCCGAGAGGACGAACGCCGUGGUGAGGAUUGAGAAUACAACCGUCGAGCUAAUUCACGAUGAAUGUCCGAUGAAUAAAUGGAUAAAAAAUAAUGACCACACGAAGCAAGAGGUCGACCAGUUCAUCGCCACCAGCUUGUCCGCCGGCGUCUACCAAACGCUGUGCAAUGGACUCUGGAGUUACAUGCUGGUCAUCGUCAUCGUGAAAGAGUUAGAGUUCAACGCUUCGAAACUGGAACUCCUAGACGGAGAUGAAGUUAGCAUCAGGUGCACUGGGGAGGUAGCCACCGGAUCCGACCUAAACAUCAACCAAAUUUCUAUCUAUAGGGCCAACCAGGCCCUGAAAACCUACCACCCCCCACGCGACCCUUCAUCGUGGAGGACGACCAUCGACGCAUCUGUCGCUCUGACCUCUUAUUACAACGAAAGCGGCGAUUACAGCUGCACGUGGUCCAUUGAUUUGAAGGAUUUCAACGUCUUCUUCCUCAUGAAUAAAACCCUCUACUUGGAAACUUUACUGCCAAUGCAAGACGUCAGCUUCCAGUCAUUCAACACGUGCGUGAACGACCCUCUACCAUGCAGCUAUAGAAGCAAGCCGAAGGCACACAAAUUCCAUCUAAACUGCUCGCUGGGGAAGGAUAAGAAGUACAGCAACAUGGCGUCUGUAGACAGUAGCGGCGAGAGUGGCAACAGCAGUAGCGACAAUGGCGACGGUGGCGCUGGUGGUAGCAGUAGUAGCGGUGAAAGUAGUGGUAGCGGGAUCAACUUAGAAGUAAAAUUUGAUUCUAAUAAUAUCACGUUCGGAGUGCCUGGGUUUUUCCAAUGCCAGUGCGUCGCUUAUAAUUAUGUCUUUGGGGUCGAAAUGAGCGGUAAGUCUAAGGCGCAGAUCGACGUUCAAGACUGUAGUAGCCUUCUCUUGACGUACUUGGGUGUUGCGUUCGUUUGCAUCCUCCUGCUGGGCGGCAUCACCGUGGCCACCUACGUUUUAUUCGAAAUUAAAAACGCCAAAAAAUUGGAACAGCAGAGAGCCAUAAUGGCGGGGAGUGCCAUGCCAUUCGGCAAGCGAUCUAUCAAACUACCCAGCAGCGACACCGAAAAACGAAGGAGCAAAGACAGCGACGACACUAGCAGCAGCAAACCCGGAAAAUUUUUUGGUAAAUAA